Molecule: messenger RNA, 1304 nt
Organism: Xiphophorus hellerii (green swordtail)
Lineage: Eukaryota; Metazoa; Chordata; Actinopteri; Cyprinodontiformes; Poeciliidae
Gene: ndufab1b
Product: NADH:ubiquinone oxidoreductase subunit AB1b
Exons: 5
Coding region: 40-510 (156 amino acids)
Biological process (GO): fatty acid biosynthetic process
Cellular component (GO): mitochondrion; respiratory chain complex I
Molecular function (GO): acyl carrier activity; acyl binding
Source: RefSeq, a predicted model, not a curated record
CUUCUAACUUGCCUCCGAUUCAGCAGGUUCUCCUACAACAUGGCGGCCCGUGUCCUGCAGCAGUGUGUCCGCUCGCUCGGCCGGCCCUCGUUGAGGCUUUGCCCGGUCAACCUCGCGCUCAGAGCGGCUGUCGCCCCGGCAGUCCCCGUCCACCGACCUUUCUCCUCCGCUGCAGACAGCCGGAGGACGCGGUGGCUGGGGCAGAGCAGGAUCUCAUCAGUGGGGUUGCUGUGCCGACAGUAUGGCGACCUGCCCCCUCUCACCCUAGAAACCAUCAAAGACCGUGUCUUGUAUGUACUGAAACUCUACGACAAGAUCAACCCAGAAAUGCUUCAGGUAACCUCUCAUUUCAUGAAAGAUUUGGGAUUGGACAGCUUGGACCAGGUGGAGAUCAUAAUGGCCAUGGAAGACGAGUUUGGCUUUGAGAUCCCAGAUGCAGAAGCGGAGAAGCUCAUGACUCCUGAGGAGAUUGUACAGUACAUUGCAGACAAGAAGGAUGUUUAUGAAUAAUAGUUCAAAGAAGGUGCCCACCCCAUGGGAAGUACUUACGAAGCAGAUCGGCGGCAGUUUUUUUUUCCACUUCAACACCCCCUCGUUCCCCCGUCAAGCUCUUCGCUCCAUCGUAGCGACGUCUGCAGUCGCCUGCCGUGUCUUGUGUUUCACUGUAUUUAAAACGAACAUGUGCUUGGGAGCUUGGAUGUUAAGAAGCUGUAUUAAACGAGGAUCUAUCACAGCCCUGAGUUUUAUUUUACUUCAGGUUCAAAUUGUCAAAUUGAUGUAUAAUUUUCUCAUGAAUAGAUCAAUAAAGGCAGGAUGUUGGGUUCUGUAAAGGCGGCUGUGGUCUCGUUUCAUACGAAAACAGAUGCGAUUUGUUCCAUCUGUUGUGUACAAGAAUUAAGUUCUGUAUUAAACACCCAGUAUAGAUUUCUCAUUGUUUCCAUUGACGAAAGGACAGGGAAGCAAAGCACUUUGGAGGAAAAAGGGAGCAUAUUUAGACAACGGGUUAGAAUAGUCUGCUUAUGCUUCUUACCUGGAAAACACUGAACAUAAAAUACCAAGAGCUUCCCAGGUUGUGGAGAAGCCGUGGAAAUAAAGAUGCGGUGAGCUUGAGCGUUUUGUCACUGUUAGUCUUUUAUUGAGGGUUGUACCCAAGUUAUACAGCUUUGUAUGCUGGCUGCAGGAGCCAGAGGGUUACAAACAAUAAUCAGUAUACAAGUACAGCCAACAGAAGACCUACUAACUACUACUCUACACCUUAAUACAGAUUCUCCUAAGAGUACUAAAAUCCAGAAAAUUAAACAGGG